GGAGCGGGGGAACGCAGGGGAACGUGGGACGAGCUGGCUGGAAUCCCACGGCACUGCUGAGAGAGGAGGUGGCCCAGCUGCAGGAGGAGGUGCACCUGCUCCGGCAAAUGAAGGAGAUGCUAACGAAGGAGCUGGAGGAGACACAUGGCAGCAAAUCCCCCGAGGUGCUGUCGGCCACUGAGCUCAAGGUGCAGCUGGCACAGAAGGAGCAGGAGCUGGCACGGGCCAAGGAGGCUCUGCAGGCCAUGAAAGCCGACCGCAAGCGCUUGAAGGCGGAGAAAACAGACCUGGUGAGCCAAAUGCAGCAGCUCUACGCCACGCUGGAGAGCCGCGAGGAGCAGCUCCGCGACUUCAUCCGCAACUACGAGCAGCACCGGAAGGAGAGUGAGGAUGCAGUGAAAGCCCUGGCCAAGGAGAAGGACCUGCUGGAACGGGAGAAAUGGGAGCUGCGGCGGCAAGCCAAGGAAGCCACCGACCACGCCAGCGCCCUGCGUUCCCAGCUUGACCUCAAAGACAACAGAAUGAAGGAGCUGGAGGCCGAGCUGGCCAUGGCCAAGCAAUCCCUGGCCACGCUGACCAAGGACGUCCCCAAACGCCAUUCCUUGGCCAUGCCAGGCGAGACGGUGCUGAAUGGCAACCAGGAGUGGGUGCUGCAAGCUGACCUACCACUCACUGCUGCCAUCCGACAGAGCCAGCAGACCCUGUACCACUCCCACCCCGCACACUCGGCUGACCGGCAAGCAGUCCGGGUGAGCCCCUGCCACUCCAGGCAGCCGUCCAUCAUCUCCGACGCAUCAGCAGCAGAAGGCGACCGAUCGUCCACGCCGAGCGACAUCAACUCGCCGCGACACCGGACGCAUUCGCUCUGCAAUGGGGACAGCCCCGGACCGGUACAGAAGAACUUGCACAACCCCAUCGUACAGUCUCUGGAAGACCUCGAGGACCAAAAACGGAAAAAGAAGAAGGAGAAGAUGGGCUUUGGUUCCAUCUCACGGGUGUUCGCUCGGGGCAAGCAGCGCAAAUCCCUCGACCCAGGGCUGUUUGAUGGCACGGCCCCCGACUACUACAUCGAGGAGGAUGCGGACUGGUGACCCCUCGCCCCCAACAAUGUACAGCCCCCAUGUGUGCACACCCAGUCACGGUGUAAUUUUGUCCCAACCCUUCCCCCCUUGUAUUUCAAUUUUAUUUUUUUAAGCAUUCCAGUAACUCUUCCUUUGUCGUCACUUCUUUAAUUUUUUGUCAUUUGGGGGAUUAUUUUUUUUUUCUUGUUUUCUUUCGUUUCUUUCGUUUUCGUUCCCCAAACCUCCCUCCUUUUCGACAAAACUUGAAACUUGAAGGACUGCUGUGUGUCUGUAAAUAACGGGAAUCUCGUGCACUUUGUGCUUGUGACGUCUCUUGUCCGAAACCGCUGUUUUUUUUGGAGCCUGUCCUGCGUGGGGACCCCACUUCAGAGAAGGGGACCCCAACAUCUUCAGAGACAUGGAAAAAGAAAGCAAAACCAAGAAACGAAACUCACCCAAAUCGCAUUCACCCGAGGAGGUGGCAGCACACGGGCUCGUCGUAACGCCUUCUGGAAUCUGUGUUUCUUUUUCCCCCCCUUUCCCUUGUGUCGUUUUUAAUUUAUUUGCACAAACCCAGAGAGGAGCUAUUCUAACUAAAUUAUUACAGAAAUGUUGGGGGUUUUUUUUUGUUUUUUUUUUUUUUAAUUCUUUUUUGUGUCGUCGUUUUUUUUUUUUAUAU
Messenger RNA from Lagopus leucura (white-tailed ptarmigan), 1740 nucleotides. It is a transcript of the gene KAZN, whose product is annotated as kazrin, periplakin interacting protein. The record is from RefSeq and is a predicted model, not a curated record. NCBI's taxonomy places the organism in Eukaryota, Metazoa, Chordata, Aves, Galliformes, Phasianidae. The transcript is spliced from 8 exons. Bases 108 to 1091 code for a protein of 327 amino acids.